This is a messenger RNA of Phlebotomus argentipes, 2067 nucleotides long. RefSeq names its product probable ATP-dependent RNA helicase DDX27 (gene Rs1). The record is from RefSeq and is a predicted model, not a curated record. Lineage: Eukaryota; Metazoa; Arthropoda; Insecta; Diptera; Psychodidae. Gene Ontology annotation, molecular function: RNA helicase activity; ATP binding; nucleic acid binding. The transcript has 4 exons. Bases 63 to 2018 code for a protein of 651 amino acids.
UGGAGAGUUUGAGGUUAGGGUGGUUUGUUGAUGUGCACGGUUUUCCUCGUUUGGCAAGGAAAAUGUCCCUGAAACCCAGCCUAGAGGCAUCGGAUCGCCUUAAAUCCGACAAGAGUGAUCUGAAGAAAACCCUUUCAGUUGACAGUGAUGAAAAUCCAGCAGAUUCUACGGAUUCUGAGGAGGAAAUUGAGUUCCAGCCCACGAAGCAGAAGCGUAGGAAGGCUGGAGCCUUCAGUGAGGGCUUUCAGUUUGCCUCAUCCGUUGCUGAGUAUAAUAAUGACACGUGGGACGAUGUGAUGAAGACGCUGAAGAGACGAAAGAAAACCCACGUGGAUGACGCUCUGGAGAAGCUGCGCAGCGAAGGGGGCGUUCAGGAGGACGAAGUGGAUCUUUCAGAGGAUGAUCUGGUGCAUGAUAACUUUCGGCUGAAGGAGAGCAAGAGCAAGAAGCGGCCCGUGAAGGAGGAGAAGACAAUCGUUGAGGAGAUGAACGAACCAGCGAAGCUGGAGAUGGAGGAAGUGGAGUCUGGGGAGCAAAUCACAUCAUUUCUGGAGUUGAAUUUGUCCAAACCCCUGGAGAGGGCGAUCAACAAACUGGGCUUCAUCCAUCCGACGCCAAUUCAGGCCGCCACAAUUCCUCUGGCGCUGGCCGGAAGGGAUAUUUGUGGAUGUGCCGGCACGGGAACGGGAAAGACAGCUGCCUACAUGCUGCCCACGCUCGAGAGAUUGCUUCACAGGCCCUCGAAUCAGAUGGUGACCAGAGUACUGGUGCUCGUACCCACAAGAGAGCUUGGCGUGCAGGUCUUCACAGUGACUAAAGAUCUGGGACAGUUCACGAGGAUUGAAACGUGUCUGGCGGUGGGAGGAUUUGAGCUGAAGCAGCAGGAAUCAGAGUUGAGACAGCGUCCGGACAUUGUAAUCGCUACUCCAGGCAGAUUAAUUGACCAUCUGAAGAAUACUCCAAGUUUCUCGCUGUCUUCCGUUGAGAUUCUCAUCCUGGACGAAGCUGAUCGGAUGCUGGACACUUACUUCGCCGAGCAGAUGAAGGAGAUCAUCGAUCACUGCUCGCGGACGCGACAGACGAUGCUUUUCUCCGCCACGAUGACGGAGAAAGUGCAAGAUUUGGCCACUGUGUCGCUCACGAAGCCCGUGAAGGUGUUCGUGGACAGCAAUCAGGCUGUGGCGAAGAAUCUGCAGCAGCAAUUCAUCCGCAUCCGUGGUGAGAGCGACAAGGAUCGCGAACCCUUUCUGGCCGCCCUCAUUUGUCGCACCUUUCACGAUCAUGUCAUCAUUUUCGUCCAGACGAAGAAGCAAGCUCACCGGCUGCGCAUCCUCCUGGGCUUGCUGGCCCUGAAAGUGGGCGAAUUGCAUGGGAAUUUGACGCAAGCGCAACGCCUAGAGGCGCUCAAGAGCUUCAAGGACGAGGAAAUUGACAUUCUGGUGGCGACAGAUGUGGCCGCUCGUGGCUUGGACAUCUCUGGCAUCCGCACGGUGAUCAACUUCGUGAUGCCGCUGACUUAUGAACACUACAUUCACCGCGUCGGCAGGACGGCCAGAGCUGGUCACGGCGGUGUCUCUAUCUCGCUGGUGGGCGAAUCUGAGCGCAAGAUCCUCAAGGAUAUCAGUGACAAUGCCCAGAAGGGCGUGAAGCAGAGAAUCAUCCCGACGAAGGUGAUUGCCAAGUACAAGAAUCGCAUCACGGCGCUGGAGCCGGAUUACGAUGAGAUUGUGCGUGAGGAGAUGGAGAAGAAAGCCAUCGCGAGGGCGGAGAACAUCCUGAACAGGACCAAGGACAAGCUGGAGGGCGUGCCACAGAUGAAGAGGGACUUCCCCCUGAAGAUCAUGGGCGUGAAGAAGCCGGAGAGGAAGCAGAAAAAAGUGGAAGUGAAGAAGGAGCGAAAGCAGAAGAGGACGGGAAGCUUCACGAGAGCCAUCUCGAAUGUGAAGAGCUCCAGGAAGUUCAGGCACGAGGGGAGUCAUGCUAUUAAAAUGAAGCAGAAGGGCAAGAAAGUGAGAUGAAGGGUGUGAAAAUCAUGUGAAAAUAUAAUAUUUUUUUAUGAUUCUGGGC